Messenger RNA from Anas platyrhynchos (mallard), 9715 nucleotides. It is a transcript of the gene FAM219A, whose product is annotated as family with sequence similarity 219 member A. Lineage: Eukaryota; Metazoa; Chordata; Aves; Anseriformes; Anatidae. The record is from RefSeq and is a predicted model, not a curated record.
CGGCGGCGAUGAGGCUGCGGCGGGCGGCGGCGGCGGCGGGCGCCUGAGCCAGGAGGAGCCGGGAGCAGCCCCCGGGAGCCCCCCCCGCCGCCAUCCCCCUGCUCUGCACGGCCCUGCCUCGUCCCGCACCGCCCCGUCCCUGCGCUGCUGCCCUGCCCUGCCCCGCCGCCACCAUGAUGGAGGAGAUUGACCGGUUCCAGGUGCCCGCCGUGCGCGCUGAGAUGCAGCCGCUGGAUCCAACAGCUGCAUCUAUUUCGGACAGAGAUUGUGAUACGAGAGAGGGAGAGACUGUAGCCAUGAACUAUAAGCCGUCCCCACUCCAAGUGAAAUUAGAGAAGCAGAGGGAGCUGGCUCGGAAGGGCUCCCUGAAGAACGGCAACAUGGGCAGCCCAGUUAAUCAGCAGCCCAAGAAGAACAACGUGAUGGCACGGACAAGGCUCGUCGUUCCCAAUAAGGGCUAUUCGUCAUUAGAUCAGAGUCCAGAUGAAAAGCCACUGGUAGCCCUGGAUACGGACAGUGAUGAUGACUUUGACAUGUCCAGAUAUUCCUCCUCGGGAUACUCAUCAGCUGAGAUCAACCAAGACUUGAACAUCCAGCUGCUAAAGGAUGGGUACCGGUUAGAUGAGAUCCCAGAUGACGAGGACCUCGACCUAAUCCCCCCUAAAUCGGUCAACCCUACCUGCAUGUGUUGCCAAGCCACCUCCUCCACCGCCUGUCACAUCCAGUAGUGAGGCCGGCAGGCUGUGAUCAGUGCUUUCCACUAUAACUGUAAAACUUAACAGCCAUUGCUUCCUCCUAUGGUAGGACGUGCACCUCUUUGUGUUCAUGGAGCCAGGAGAAACCAAAAAAUUCAUUUUAUGAUUGGUUGAUAAGUUAUUUUAAACUAUGGUUAAACAAAAGAGUUAAACUCAAAGUGCCAGGCAGUGCCUGGCAGAACUGACUGGUCCGGGGAGCGGAUGCAGAAGGGUCCGAGAUACUUCUGGGUUUGUGUGGGCACCAGAGAUGUUUUGUAAGGUGUCAGUUCCAGAAUGGGAAGGAUAGGAUGGGGCUGCAGUUAAUCCUACCCUCUAAAAACAACCCAUUUGCAAGAUCAGGGUGAGUCUGAGGUGUCAGGGGGGUUUGCCUGGAGUCAGUUCUUAAUUAGUUCACUAAGCCUCAUUUGCCUGUGUAACCAAAAUUACACCGUGACCAGGGCACAGGAAUGGCAACAGAGCAGGGCAUCCUUUCUUAUGGCAAGUCAAGCCAGGAAUAACAUGACACAAUUUAUUCACUUUCAAAAAGGGUGAGUAGGGGGCAUUUCUCUGUGAGUCAGUACCAGCUGGAGCUGUUGUGUCACACACCCGUUGCAAUCUACCCUUAGCACCACAUGAAAUUAUCACCAAACACAUCAGAUUUGAUUUGCAAUCCAUCCAUACCCUCUGUAGAUUCAGUCCUUGCCUGAGAAUACCAUAAUCAUGAAUUCAAUUCAGUUGAAUACACUGACUUCAGCUUCUACUCAAUUCCUGCGAGAGCCAUCUGCUUCCAAAAAUCUUAAACUUUGUUCAGCUAAGAAAAAAUGAGUCCUGCGUAAGACAGGACUCGAGCUGUACAGUCUGAAGGUCAGUGCUGAAAAAGACAGUUGAAGAAAGCAUAUUUUUUAGAGCUCGGCUGUUGGUACUCUUGACAGUGCAUCUCUUGGUGCCUAUGGGAGAGAUUUGUUAACGUGCUGGUGUCAGACUUUAGGGGAGUUUUCAGCAACAGAGGGAUUAUGAGUAGAUUCAGCUGAAAAAAGCCGUGAGAGGGAACUACUGUUUAUUGCAUCUCUGUCCCCUUGUGCACCAAACUUUGUCUGUUAGAGCUGUCCCACCUCAGGAACAAUUAUGUUUAUUUGAUGCUGGAAUAGUCAGGAAACCUGGCAUUAUGUUAGAUUUCUGGACUGAAUUGCCAGUUCACCAACAGAUUGUUUUAAAUGCAAAAUCAUUUCUGGAAUUAGGAAUAUGUCCUUUCCCUUUUCAGUUUUACACUGCUAGCUUCAGAAGACAUGGGACUCAGAUGAUGGGUGGGCUGGCGUCUUUCUCUGAGGUGAAAUCUUUUGACACAGCCACGUCAGUGUCUUUUCGUGCUCAGCCAGAAAGAAAGGCUGCCUGCCUUACAUUAGUGCUCUCUUUAGAGCCUGGUGGGAAGAAAAAGUGAAGGCAAUUCUGUUUCCCAUCAGAAUUCCCCUGAGCCACGAGAAAGAGCCAGAUCUCCACCCUGAAGUACAGAUCCCCCAUAUGAGAUUAGCACAUCAUGAGCUGACUCUUUAAGAAGUUCUCUGGGUGAUGAGGAGGACACUUACUUAACAUCACGCGUUUUUACUCUGUGCAGUGCAAGGCAUGAUGUCAUCCGCAGCAUGAGCAAAAGAGCAGGCAUACAGGGCUCCUGGGCUUCAUUAUUCAUCAGCUAGCUGCAGGCAACCCUGAAAGCUGUGUUUGCCCCCUCCCCAAAGCAGGGACUGUUGCCCUGUCUGCCAGGGAACAGAAAGAGGAUGGAGCAGACUUGUUUACUGAGCAUCUCUGCCUCCUUGUGCAGAAGUGCUGGUUAACUUGCCAACUCCUCUAGGGAGAGAGUGUUCCUCUAUUGAAUUCCUCUCACUUUCUCAUCACAUGGCAGUGCUGAGGGGGAAUAUUUCAAAAAUGUUUUUAAAGAAGCACAAAGCUUCAGCUCCCCAAUUCCUUGCUUCUUUUGUGUGCCAGCCUUCCCCUCCAGUGCUAGUUCGGGUGUGAGAUUAGCAAGUUGUCUGCAGUGGGGAGAAGAGCUGUAACAGCACUGUGUGGGAAGAAGAGGUAAAAGGGAGGAAAAGCUUGAGGAGUCUUUCUUUCAGAUGGGGAAUGUAGUCAAAACCUAACAGAAACCCCAUGGUCAAACUAAAUCCUACAGGACAUGGCCAAGUCUCUUUAAAGGUUCACACUUCUAAAGCAGGAGUUUGCAGUUCAGCGUUGGUACCAUGCAAUAUCCCCAUUGCACUUAUCCUCCUGGGUCGGUGUCUGUGCCUUCCAGGCAGGCUGCACGCGCUCAGCCUUUCCCGCAGGAGCUCGGGGCAUUUUGGUGAGCCUGCUCAAGCAGCGAGGUAUCUGUUUCUGUUGGUUAACCUUGGCAGACUGCACGUCCCACAGAUCUCCAUCAAACCACCUUUGUCUUGGGACAAAGAUGGAAGGAGACCUGCUGAGAUUGUGUCUCCCAGGGCUGUAGCUUCCCCUCUGAAGGACAGACUUUUCCUAUAACGACUGCUAAGUCCUUUCAUUGCCCGUGUUGCUGUUUUUUGCCUGCUGUGUGCUCUGAGGCAUUCCCCAACCCCACAACCCUGCAACCGCCCUCCACCCUUUGCAUUGUGUGAUGUGCACCUGCUUCCACCAUAACCCCUUAAGGUCCCUGGGAGGGAACUACUCAUUUGCACAUGUGAGGGAGGGAAAUGAAUUUAAAUGUGAACUAGGCCAGUGCUUCCUCCAAAUACAGACAGAAGCACAAGCCAAGUGUUUAUUCCCUGCUCACAGAAGGAGCUGGUUGCACAAAUAGCUGGUUUGGCACAACAGUAAAGGACCAUAAAAUGGCAAUUUUUUGGCUUCUCCUCUCUAUGCUUUGUGUUCAUAUAUUUUAUUAGGGGAAUAAAGUAGAAAGGGUGGGGAAAAGUAGUUACCUGUGUAGGGUCAUUAUCAGGAAGGCUGAAUGGAUUAAGGCAAUGCACGUGUGGCUAUCAUAGAAAACUGACCACUAACCCUUCUGAACUGCAGCCCCUUAAUCAGGUUAUGACCAUGGGGCACGUUUGUUGGCUCAUUACAGAUUAUGAUGGACAGCCCAGCAGUGUGUGUUAACAGCAGAUUGAUUGGCUUGGCUCUCCCUGUCUGGUCUCGUGUUCAGACCUUUGUUUUGGCCAGAAGGUUUUCCUUGUGCCCUCACUGGAGGUUGUGGGAGCUUCCCAGGAAGGAGGUGGUUGUUGGUACAUGGUUGUUCUGGCGCUGCUCUCGUUAUACAAGCAGCAUAUCUGCUGCCGUGGCAUGGAGAAGGCAAAAGCAAACAGCACAGCCCCUGACUCUUUGUUGCAGCAUUAGAAAGCCCUAAAAUCUGCAGAGCUGCUGGGUACUCUUCAAACUGCAGGUUGCUUGCAAGAAAACAAAUCGUUCCUUGUUCCAGUCUUUGCACCAAACCAUACGGUCUUCUCAGGCUUUAUUUUCAGUCCAAAAUGUACAGAAUACCAGGGGGAGGAGCGCCGUGGGGUAUGAAAAGCUGCAUUAAAGUCCAUCUAAAUUACCACGCAAAUAGGAUAACUUCCUUAUAGUGAUGCUGGCACCUCUAACAAAGGAAUUUGCAUUUGGUGCCUCCUAAAGCCAGAUUGGCUUUUUUAGCUAGGGUUUUAAGUAAUUUUAGUCACCAAAUUAUCUGAGUUUGGGCAAAUCAUUUCCUUUUAUCAGAUGUUAGUUUAGUCCUUUCAUGUAAGCUGGCUUUGGACUGCAAGGUCUCAGCACUCAAUUCUUGUCUCUCCAAUCAGCCUGCAAACCCCCCCAUUUCCAGAUGUCUGUGUGAGGGGAAGUAUCCCCCCAGUGUCGAGGAAGGGCCCUAGAUAGCAUGGUCUAGUCUGCUUUUCCCCUAGUUGUAUAAAUAACCUUUGGCUGAAGGAAGGCUGAUGUCCAGGUGACCAUCCCGGAGGCUCAUUUGAUGUCCCAUCAGGCAUAUCUUGAAGCUGACCUUUGAAAGAGCCACUGGAUCAUAUAUGAUGUUGCUGCACAUCUACCCCCAAUGCGUAUAUUCGGCUGUCAGGUCUAUUCUGCUCUUCUGGCCAUCCUGCUUGCAGAUACCUGGCGAUUGCAAGAGCAGGAAGCCAAGCCUGCUGCACAGACUUCGUAAGGGGCUUGAGGAUGCUGUGCUCACCCACGGACAGGACAGACUCAACUGCUUCUGGUUUGGCUCUCCGUCUCCUUUCCCAAAAGGAGACAGCUGCUCUGCUCAGCUGUGUGCUGGCUGACACAUUGAUCUGAGAUCCUGAGCAGAAACCUUCCCUCUCCAUGCAGAGUCUGUCCUCAGGCUGGCCUGCAAGCUGUACAACGGCGUGCAGGAAGCUUGAAAAGUGCAGCACCCUGUAUGUGACUCAACAGAAACAUGAAGAUGCUUUUGAAGGAAGGAAAGACCCAGCUGGGCACCAGAUGGAACAAGAGAAGAAAAACAAGCAAUAACUGGAAAGGUUGCCAAGUGCUGCCUUGGCCUAGGGCAGAUCCCAGUUGUCCAAGCUAAUCUAUCUCAGUGCAGUGCUGAUACCAAGCAAAGCUUGUUUUCAGAUGCAUACACCAGAAACACCAUGUCCCUGAGCUAGCACUGCAGCCAAAUACUACUGCAGAGAGUCUGCUGGACCAUCAGCGCACAGAAAUGAGAUCUGGGGUCCCUCGCUGCUUUUGGCACGUGUGUUUGCUCCUACCCCAGGCAGGUCACAUCCCCUCUUGACAUCCAUGCCCUUCUGCAGCGCAGGGGAGAAACCAUCCUUCCCCGGCCACCACCACCCUGCAUGGAUGUUGCCAAGUGUGUGGCAGGCACCAUUAAUAGGACAGCUCUGCAAGCAAGGAUCAAAUUGAAGCUAUAAAAGUUUUACACGUAUUUUCAAAGUUCUGCGAAGCAACACAAUUCUCCUUUCCCUCUGUUCACCAGCGUCUCAUGUUGCUUGCAUGUGCCAGAAGGCUUCAGGGUAAGCUUAGUAUAGAGAUUAAAUGGCUUUGGGUGCAGAUGUUUGGCAAGGGGAGGUUUCCCAGUUAUUUGGCUGCUGGCUCGUGCACAGCUGGCUACUUGAUAUGCACCCUGACACAGGCAGCAUGUAAGAAUUGGUGGUCCAACAGCACCAUCCCCUGCUAGCAGACUUAAGGAAUUUAGGAGUGCAAGUGGGUUUCCAGCUCAGAUAGUGAAUUUUAAUUGGGUGGAAGAGAUCACUGAAGGGCUUAUCUGGGAUAUUCCCAGGGAAGUUUCAUACUUUUAUAUUCAGCAUGUAUGUAAUGAUCUGAGGCACUUGUGUCUGCGCUCUUCCUUUAUUUUUCCAUUCUUCCUUGAAGUACUCACACGGUAUGGCCACUCUUACCUAGGACAGAACAGGCUUUGUCACCUGUCUGUUCAGCAAGCACAGGCUGCAUGUGCCACCCUGAACAUACCCUGGCUUUGGCCCCUGGCACCCUUCAGAGCUGACUCUUCACAACUCACUUCUCUUUCUAGUUCUCAUGUCUCAAAAACACCUGCAGAGAUGGGCAGAGUGCCACAGGGGAAGCUGGACCAGGCUGAGCCAGAGGGGCAGGCACGGGAAGGUCUUCAUUUUAAGGUGCUUUUCACCUCAAGGAGGACAAGGCAUCCUUGUCACUUCUUGUUGAGGCCUUGUGCGAGGGGCUGCUCCAGACCCUGAACCGCACCUCACCAGAUGAACCUGCCUGUAACAGAGCCACACAAACCCUGAAGCAGGAGGGCCAGAGGCUUAGAGGAAGAGAUUUAAUGACAGACUAACCAUGUGUUAGUCUGUCAUUAAAAAAACUGCUUCCCAAAAAUUCACUUCCCGAAGAUUACAGGUACAUCCCCUCCUUCAGCCCCCGUGACACCAGUGGCAGUCCCAGGAUCACAGCAGCCUGGCUGAGCGCUCCUCUAACAGCUUGCUUGGAAAGCAAGGGCCAGGGGCUAAUGGAGGUGACAUGGAUCAGAGCAUUGUGGCCCACGCAGGCAUUCAGGAAGCCACAGCACGGAGCAGGACAUCACUGACUUCCCCUGGCGCCUGCGGUGAGCAGCUCUUCCCUGCUCCCCAGGCCCAGUUGCCAGCAGAAACUGGUGGUGGGUCUGAGGCUUUCUCCUCUGUAAAAAGCCGCUUCAGCAAACGAUGGGUUUGCUCCGGGAAGGAGCUCGCCUGGCUGAUCGUGCCGGGUCUGUGAGGCAGCCAUUUCCAUAGUAACCAGUGGCGACAGAGGCGGGGGGAUUACAUCAGGGAGUGAAGGUACAAAAGAAGCCUCAUUGAAAUGUGGCUGUCUCAGGCGUGGCACUGGAAACCAACACAGUAGGCACCAGGAAAAGAAAAGGCCAUGGAAAGGCCAUGCUGAGCUAAGUCCCGUUACAUGCCGCGAUGUUUGCCCUCCCGGAGCAGCAUUUCUCCCCAAGCUGCCCAUUCAGCUGCCCCAGGUCAGGUCUCCAGAAAGCACUGCUCCGCACAGACUGCCUUCUCUUUUCUGCACCAGUCCCAAAAAAGCUGCCAUUCACAUUUGUUACUCAUCUUCCUCAAGGCUGCAUGAUCUGGGAAAGGCAAAAUUUAUCGGGAGAUGUAAUCCAGACCCACAGGGAGAUGAAAAAUUUGGACAAGCUUUCCUCUUCACAGCAGCCCUUCUGGUUUUUGUUACUUCUGCCUCCUUCCACAGCUCAGAUUUCUUUGCAUGGGGAUAGCAGGUGCGUUCAGCUUGUCAGUGACAAACCCAAGGCAAACAUCAGACCAGCAGGAGACCCAAGAGGCGUGAUGGUGGGUGAGCCAGCGAGCCGGAUGGGAUUUCUCUUCACCCACCUGAGUGGCCAGGGGAAGGCCGUGGGGCUGAGGGUCACCCAGGCAAGUUUAAAACCUUGGUGUGAGCCACCAAGCCCAGCUGGGUGCCGUCACCCUUCCAGCAUCAGCACCGUGGGCACACUGGGACCCAAGACCCCAGUCCAAGACCUGCCUGAGUCCAAGACCCUCAGGCAGGCAGAGGUGGAAGUCUGUCAGUGGUCCCCUUCUCAGCUGUGAAACACGCUGGCAGGGCUGUAGUUCUGUAGAGAGAACAACUCUUGCAGAGGAUGAAGUCUUUGCAGGGGAGAAAUUUCAGGAAGAUAUUCCCCCCCAUCCCUCCUUCUCGCACAUUUUUAACCAUUUUAACCCCUUCCACAGGGGUCAUUGAACCUUAAUAAAGAAGGAAACGAAGCACCAUUAAAUAGCUUUCUAAAGGGUUCUGGAAGCAGGCGCUGCUUGCAUGCUGAGCUGGUCUGUGUCUACCGUGUGACUUCCAGACCUCAUGGCAUAUCCUGUAGCUGAGUCCCCUGGAGUGCUGUGUGGGGACUAGGGUGGGAGAACCAACACUGACCAUGACAUCAAACAUCACAUCCCAAACUAGAGAAGGGUCGUAUAAGGGAAGGGGGGAAAGCAGCAGCAGUGAUAGAAGUAUAACUAGUUGUCGCAGGUAAACUUGGGUAUCCGUGUCCAGUGGUUAGUUCUAGAAUUGCAAGCCUUGUUAUAUUGCACACGUCCUCCUUUCACUCCUCUUUUCUCAAAGCAGCCAUCCUCUUUUUUUUUUUUUUUCUUCCCCCCUUGAACUUGUGAUGAGCAACAGAGGCAGUUGCACCAGAAUGACUCUCAGCCCAGUUCUGCAUCCCCCCCUCCCACCCAAACCCAAGGCAGUCCGGACAGCUGUUGGCCAUCACAAUUCUUAAUUUUUAGUAACUCCACUUGGAUUUCUUUCCUCGUGUACCAUGGCUUCUUCCACAAGCACCCCAGCAGGGCAGCACAGGAGGCUCUGACCAUGUCCCAGGAAGCUUCUUUGCCCCUGGCAGCACCUUGCAGACUUGCACCUUACUGGGAACGUACUGGGUCGAUGCUGGUGAGAUCUGGCACUGCCAAUCUUGCGUACGUGGCAGCUGAUGGGAAUCCACCGGGAGAAGCUGGCAGGAAGUGGCUACUGUCCCUUUUCUUUUCAAUUUUGAUGGAGAGGGGGAUUUUUUUGGCAUUAAGAUUUUUGUCCACCUUCCAGUGGCCAAGUUCUGGGCUGCAUUAAUAAUUGGGGUUGGUUGGCUGUCCAGGCAGGUAUGGAGCUUCACACCAGCUUUUGAUAGCAAAUGUCACAGCUGCAUCCACAACCUGGCUACAGGCUGGGUUUCUCCUGUGCUGGCAACGAGCAGGCUGCGCUUCCAGCAGGCUCCAGAUAACCUGGCAGGUGGGGGGACAGCCCUCUUAGAGUCCGGAUCAAGUCCGAACUUCCAUUUCAUGUCCUCAGCUUGAAAGAAACUAAACCCAAGCAAAUGCUACCAAGAUCUCCUUCCACCACGCGGUGCCUGGCGCCCAGGGGAGGGGUUGGCGGGGGGCAUUUGUGGGUCACUGCAGAUGGGAUCCUUCUGGGAUAUAGUUAAUGGAAAUGCCUUUCAGGAGAGACCUCCCGACCUUUGCGUUAAUCUCAGAACAGGGGAUGAAUUUCUGGCUGUCCUUGCAUAUAGUGAAACAUAGCUGAAACAGCCAAAUGCAAAGUAGAGUUAAAUGUAGGGUUUGACCUGAAUAACCUUUUAAUUAGGAAGAUAAAUUUGUUGUAGCUUGACUUUAGUCCAUGUUAGGAACCUGCUAAUCAUUUGACAUGCAGAGUGUAUUAAUGCUGCACUUAACUUGGCCAUUGGUUUUAUUAUCUGGUUUUGGGAGUUUUUUACUCCUGAAGCAUUAAUCUGCAUCUUGUAUGGAUUCUUUUUCUUUCUUCCUAUUCAGAACAUGUAGCACACUGUUGUACUUCUGUUCCCGUCCACGUAGAGUAUUGCCUUAAACAGAUCAGUUGUGUUGUGGUUUGUUUUGGGUUUUCUUCUUUUUCUACCAUCAGUUUUAUGCAUUAAUUUAUUUAAAAGUAUGUUUUUUUGGAAAAAAAACAUGAAGCGUAUAAUAUUUUUUUUUAACAUUUCCAUUGCAGUAUUUAUCAUUGUUACUGUUUGUGUGUAGUGUAACAAUUAAUGAUAUUAAAAAGCAUACAUAUGAAAA